ACGAAACUUUCCUUUCCUUCAGGGUGGAUGGUGGAGGAGCAGGUGGUGGUGGCUGGCCUGGACUGCAACCGAUUGGACGUGGCCGAGCCCAGCCUGAUGGCCCUCAACGAACAGUUCCCCGGCUCACUCAGGGUCCGCAAGCUGAAGGCCAUGAGACUCGAGGCACAGGAGAAGUUUGAGGAGGCCACCGACGUGUACGACAGCAUCAUCCGCCAGGACGAGACAAACUCCACGGCCCGCAAGCGCAAGGUGGCAGUGCUGCGGGGCCAGGGACGCAUCAUCGACGCCAUCAAGGAGCUCACAGAGUACCUCAAGCUGUUCAUGUCAGACAGCGAGGCGUGGCAGGAGCUGUGUGACCUGUACCUGAAGGAGGGGGACUAUGCCAAGGCGGCCUUCUGCAUGGAGGAGCUCAUCUUGUCCAAUCCACACAACCACCUCUUCUACACGCGCUACGCUGAGAUCAAGUACACACAGGGCGGACUGGACAACAUGGAGAUCGCCCGCAGCUACUUCUCCCAGGCGGCCAAACUCAACCCUGGCAACGUGAGGGCGCUGUACGGCCUCUUCAUGAGCUGUACGCAGGUGUUGUCAUCAACCAAGCUCAGCGCACAGAAGAAGAAGGAGACCCAGCAGCUUGCCACCUGGGCCCUCAAGGAAGUGGCCGAGAGGUACUCCAAGUGCAGGACCAACACCAACAUGGACGGCACAAAGAUCCUGGAGACGCUCGGUGCCCUCAGCAUAACGGACAAGGCAUGAUAGGCGGACAAGGUAUGAUAGGCAGACACGGAUUGAUAGGCAGUUCCCUCGGCCACUCAUGACUGUGCGUUUGUGUGUGUGUGUGUGUGUGUGUGUGUCAGUGUUCCUCUCAUAUGCUCGUUGGUGGUUGGUAUCUAUUCGUCACCUCCACAAACAAACUGCCGAGGUCAUUUUUCUAGUUCAGGAAAUUGAAAAUAAUACUGUCAUUUUCCAGUCAAUGUGAUACAGGGAGAAAAGUUAAAGUGAAUAUUAUGACGCUCGCACCCAAGAAUAUUACGUUAGUGGGCUAAGGUGGUGAGCUUAGGCCAUGAACGCAAACUCCAGCUGUAUGGGCACAUGGCACACCUCCCGAACGUCAAUCCAGCUCACAGGGCUGCUUAUGUACGAGACAACCCUGAGUGAAGGAGACCAAGGGGACCACCGUUGUCAGAUUAUCGUUCUCAGAGCCUCGUAUUUACCGGUUUCUGCCUCAUAACUAUUGCCAAGAAACAGAAGUAAUUGACCAUUUUAACGUUAACUAUAUACCAAGCCAGUUAUUGGGGUGGAGGAGACAGUUUUGGGGUUGGAAAUCAGCAAGCAUAAAGGUGGAGUACAAGAAUCUGGCAACAUUGAAGGGGAAGCCCAGGUAACUCAUGACUGGGGCAAGCCAAUCAGUCCUGCCAGGAUGGACUUAGGAUGGACAGGGCAGCUGUGUGGGAGCUUGCUCAUGGGGGUUGUUGGGAGUGGAGGUAACACAUGAAUGAAGCAAUGCACCCCCAGGCCUAUGCUCCCCACUAGUAGUGACUACACCCUGGAAUGACAAAGAUAACUCUACCAUAAGGUUUGCCACAGGAUGAAAAAUUAAGUAAAAAUCUGAAACUCACCAAAAAAUGACUCGGUCAAUAUGAAUACGAGGGUGACAUUCCACCAACAUUCUGGCUCUGGAGUGAAAUAUAUUGCGUUGCCAAAAUUUAGAUAGCCCUAUUUUAUACUCGAUUCAGUGUUUGAUAUUUCCUCUGAAGUAGUGAGAGAGAGAGAGAGAGAUAGGUCUGGUCAAGAUAUAUAUAUAUAUAUAUAAUCUUGCCUCUGGUCAUACUCCUAAAAGCAUUCCUUUGUAUAGAAGAGCCACAGGUCACGUCCUAGAGUUAUUGUGUGACCCCCAUGACCAGAGUUGCCAAGAAAGACGUGUAAGGUUUUGUAAUGUGAGAGUAUGUGUGUUUUAAUUAUAAGAGCCCACAACAACCAGAACAACAUGCUAAAUGGUACUGAUAGCAUUAUAACAAGGGAUUUCAGAAAUUACAAAAAAUCUAUCAUAAAAGCUCCCCCCCCCCUCCCCCUUACCUAACAAACAGAACUGCACUUAGACACAGGACAAUUGCAAAGUGUUAGAUAGUGCCGAUAGCAUUAUAACAAGGGAUUAAUUAAUGGGGAUAUGUUCCUAGCCAUUCGGAAAUAACAAAAAAUCUAUCAUAAAAGCCCCUCCCCACCCCUCCCCCCCUAACAAA
Eriocheir sinensis (Chinese mitten crab) is the source of this 2240-nucleotide messenger RNA. Its product is annotated as ER membrane protein complex subunit 2-like. Gene Ontology annotation, cellular component: EMC complex. The annotation marks the transcript as partial. Lineage: Eukaryota; Metazoa; Arthropoda; Malacostraca; Decapoda; Varunidae. Gene Ontology annotation, biological process: protein folding in endoplasmic reticulum. The record is from RefSeq and is a predicted model, not a curated record. Gene Ontology annotation, molecular function: protein binding. The transcript is spliced from 6 exons.